This is a messenger RNA of Eptesicus fuscus (big brown bat), 1870 nucleotides long. RefSeq names its product guanylate-binding protein 4-like. Gene Ontology annotation, molecular function: GTPase activity; GTP binding. The coding region runs from base 64 to 1845 and encodes 593 amino acids. Gene Ontology annotation, biological process: defense response to protozoan; defense response to Gram-positive bacterium. Lineage: Eukaryota; Metazoa; Chordata; Mammalia; Chiroptera; Vespertilionidae. The transcript is spliced from 11 exons. The record is from RefSeq and is a predicted model, not a curated record.
GUGAAAGACAGAGAAGUGACAGAAAACACUUCAACCUACACUGAGGAGAAAAUAUAGCUCACCAUGGCCUCUGAAUACACCAUGAAGGACCCCAUCUGUCUGGUGGAAAAUCAGAAUAAUCAGCUGACAGUAAACCCAACAGCACUGGAAAUUCUAGACAAGAUCUCUCAGCCUGUGGUGGUGGUGGCCAUCGCAGGUCUGUAUCGGACAGGAAAAUCCUACCUGAUGAACCGCCUGGCAGGACAGAACCAUGGUUUCCGUCUGGGCUCCACAGUGCGGUCUGAAACCAAGGGCAUCUGGAUGUGGUGUGUACCCCACCCCUCAAAGCCAGACCACACUCUGGUACUUCUGGACACUGAGGGCCUGGGCAAUAUGGAAACGGGCGACUCAAAAAAUGACUCCUGGAUCUUUGCCCUGGCCGUGCUUCUGAGCAGCAUGCUUAUCUACAACAGCAUGAGCAGCAUCAACCAUCAGGCCCUGGAGCAGCUGUACUAUGUGACUGAACUAACAAAGCUAAUCAGGACAAAGUCCUCUCCCAGCUCUGGUAAAGUAGAUGACUCAGCCGAGUUUGCAAGUUUCUUUCCAGACUUUGUUUGGGUGGUACGGGAUUUCAUGCUGGAGCUGAUGUUAGAUGGAUGCACCAUUACCGAAGAUCAGUACCUGGAGAAUGCCUUGGAGUUGGUUCCAGGCAAGGAUCCCCAAAUCCAGAAGUCCAACAUGCCUAGAGAGAAUAUCAGGAUGUUCUUUCCAAGACGAAAAUGCUUUGUCUUUGACCGGCCUACAACUGACAAAAAAUUAUUACUUCAUAUGGAGGAAGUGUCAGAAAAUCAAAUAGAAAUCAGUUUCCAGGAGCAAUCCAAAAAUUUCUGUCAGUAUAUCUUUGCACAUGCAAAACCCAAGACCCUCAGAGGGAGAAUCAUUGUCACUGGAAAUCGGCUGGGGACUCUGGCAAAGGCCUAUGUGGAUGCCAUCAACAGUGGAGCAGUGCCUUGUUUAGAAAAUGCAAUGAUAACCCUGGCUGAGCAUGAGAAUUCAGUGGCUGUGCAGAAGGCAGCCGACCACUACAGCGAGCAGAUGGCCCAGAGAGUGAACUUCCCCACAGACACCCUGCAGGAACUGCUGUCCCAGCAUGCAGCCUGUGAGAAGGAAGCCAUUGCAAUCUUCAUGGAGAACUCCUUCAAGGAUGACAACCAGGAGUUCCUGAAGAAUCUUGUGGGCACCAUGGAGGAAAAGAAGGGAGUUUUCUUGCUGCAGAAUGAAAAGGCAUCUGCCAAAUAUUGCCAGGCUCAACUUAAACAGCUUUCAGAGCCACUGUUGAAGAACAUUUUGAGAGGAACUUUCUCUGUGCCAGGAGGAUACAAUCUCUACGUAAAAGAAAUGGACAAGAUUGAACAUUCCUAUAACCUGGUACCCAGGAAAGGAGUGAAGGCAAAGGAGGUCCUCCAGAGCUUCCUGCAGUCACAAGCUGCAACAAAGGAAUCCAUUUUUCAGGCUGACAAAGCCAUCAGUGCUUGCGAGAAGGCUCUAGCAGCUGAGCAGGCCAACAAGCAGGCAGUGGAAAAUGAACAGCAGGUGAUAACACAGACACAAAAAAUGGAGGAUCAAGAAAAAAUCUCUCCCGAAAUCUUCGUCCAGCUGAAGAAUAUAAAGACAGCAAUAGAAAGGCAACUGAGAAAUCAGGAAAGAAUGCUGAAGCAAAAUAUGGAGAUGUUGGAAAAAAUAAACAAACAAGUAAAUAAACUGACAAAAGAUAUUGAAAAACAUGAAAACAACUCUUCAAUGUUCUCAAACCUGCCAAACCCUGCAGUAAUUGCAGCACUACUUGCGCUCAUCAAAGAUGAUUAAGCUCCUUUAUGAAAUCUGGUGAGAA